UCAAAGUUUAAAACAGACAUGCCCGUCCUUCCUAAUUGCUUGUAUUUAAGGACACAACACCACCAAAUCUAAACUUGCUGCUGCUAAAAACUUGAGCUGAGCUUCAACCUGUGUGCAUGUGAGAAAGGUUUAUUAAGAAUGCACAGUGAGAAGAUUGCAGCCAGGUAUUAUGUUGGGAUUGAUGUUGGCUCAGCGAGUGUUCGAGCAGCUUUGGUCGAUGGCUGUGGGACAGUGGUGGCACAUGCGGAGCAGCCCAUCCAAAUUUGGGAGCCCCAGCCAGACCACUAUGAGCAAUCCUCUGCAGACAUCUGGGCUGCCUGCUGCUCAGUCACAAAGAAGGUUGUCUGUGGAGUGGAUGCUGCCCAGAUUCGAGGGGUUGGUUUUGAUGCUACAUGUUCUCUUGUUGUUCUGGAUAAACAGUUCCAACCUUUGGCAGUCAACUGUGAAGGACAGAACCAUAGGAAUGUUAUUAUGUGGAUGGAUCAUCGUGCAGUGAGUCAAGUCGAGCUCAUCAAUGCAACACAACACAGAGUUUUGAACUAUGUAGGGGGAGCAAUGUCUGUGGAAAUGCAACCGCCUAAACUGCUGUGGAUAAAGGAGAACUUGCAGGAAUCCUGGGAGAAGGCAGGCUACUUCUUUGAUCUUCCGGAUUUCUUAUCUUGGAAAGCCACAGGUGUCACUGCAAGGUCCCUCUGUACAGUCGUGUGCAAGUGGACGUACACGUCAGACAGGGGUUGGGAUGACAGCUUCUGGAAAAUGAUUGGUUUGGAAGAUUUGGUGAAGGAUAAGUAUGAAAAAAUAGGAAACCACGUCUUGUCUCCUGGAGAGGCCGUUGGAAAAGGUCUAACGCCAGAAGCUGCCAAAGAUCUGGGUCUCCCCGAAGGGAUUGCAGUGGCAGCAUCUCUCAUUGAUGCACAUGCUGGAGGACUAGGAGUAAUUGGAGCAGAUGUGAAAGGACAUAACCUGCCAUGUGAGAACCAGCCGAUUACAUCCCGAGUUGCAAUGAUCUGUGGAACAUCUUCGUGCCACAUGGGGGUCAGUGAAAAACCCAUUUUUGUUCCUGGUGUUUGGGGACCAUAUUUCUCUGCAAUGGUACCUGGACUGUGGUUGAAUGAGGGAGGUCAAAGUGCUACAGGAAAGCUGAUUGAUCAUGUGGUCCGAGGCCACGUCGCCUUCCCGGAAUUACAGUCAAAAGCUGCAGCCAGUGCUCACAGCAUAUAUACAUACUUGAACAGUCACCUGGAUCUGAUUAAGAAAUCUCUGCCUGUGGGUUUCCUCACUGUUGAUUUACAUGUUUGGCCAGAUUUCCAUGGUAACAGAUCUCCCUUAACAGAUCUGACACUAAAGGGCAUGGUUGUUGGACUGACAUUGUCCCGGGGUCUGGAUGAACUUGCCCUUAUCUACCUGGCCACGAUCCAAGCCAUUGCUUUAGGAACAAGACAUAUUUUGGAAACGAUGCAGGCUGCAGGACAUGAUAUCAACACGCUGUUUCUGUGUGGUGGGCUGAGCAAGAACCCUCUCUUUGUGCAGAUGCAGGCUGACAUUACUGGGAAGCCUGUUGUCCUGUCCAAAGAGGUGGAGUCUGUUUUGGUGGGUGCUGCUAUUCUUGGAGCUUGUGCUUCUGGGGAUUUUGCAUCUAUACAGGAGGCCAUGGCGAAAAUGGGGAAAAUUGGGAGAGUUGUGCAGCCCAAUCACGAGCACAAAAGAAGGGGAACCACCAUGUCAUCAGCUGCUCCAAGUAUCCUGCAGAGAGGCCCAGGCUUCACAUCAAAUGGAGAAGACAAGCAUAUAGUGGUUCCAAAGGAGCAAACAGCAACUCUGAGGAAAAAAAUCCACAUGAGACACACCCAGGUAAAAGAUUCUUUACAAGGCAAGAGUCAGGAACAGCAACAUGUCAUACAGUGUGGGGUUUUCCUUUGUGACUGUUGUGUUUUGUUUGCACUCACAGACCAGUUGUCUGGGCCCAUGGCUGUGUUUAUCCCUAAAUCCCCAUCCAGUCUGUAUAAGCCCAGUCUGGCACCCAGCUUCCAGCAUCCCCUUGAGCUUUUGCAUUUGCCAGCCAUCACACCUCACUUCAGGAACUGCUUUGUCCCACUGGAUCCAGAUCCUGUCUGGUGAUCCAGUGGCUGCACUGCUGUGUCUGUGCUCCAUCCCAGUGAGGUGGACAGGGCAUUGAUGGGUCCCAGAGUUCUCCAAGGCCUUUCACAAAAGAACCCUGUGGAAAUUAAGAUUUGAUGCACGUUGAAUCCUUUGUUUGGUAGAGGAAAGGAAGGGCUCCUCUGAAGUUGACCUAUUUGUGCUUUGGUGCAUUUUUCAUAAAAUAGACAAAAUCCUGUUUUAAUCCAGCUCACUCCACAACCUUCUGAGGGAGCCUGUAGGUUUCUCUAAAAUACCUCUGUGGUUAUUGUUAAUUAGAAAAAAAUAAUAUUGCUCAAGGAUCGCUUUUCAGUUGAACUUCCUGAACAUAUGGUUCAAACUGAAGCUGAAAAGGAAAACUUCAGGACAAACUGUAUGAAUUACUACUAAUAAUAAAAUCAGACAUUUUUUAUAAGUCCACAUUAAUCUUCCUUAAAAGCUUUGGGUCGACCACAUUUUUUAAAUAAAACUUUUACCGGAGCGGAAUUUAUUAAGAGAGCUCAGCGUUGCCUUAGCUCUGAUCCACAGGGCAUCAAGAGAAGUUUUAUUGCUGAUUUCAGUCACAGCAGACUUAGAUCUACACUGAAUGGUUUUGAUAAGCCCAAUGUAAAGUUUUAUUGGUUUAAGACAUGAAAAACAGACGUUACAGAGAGCACUUCUACUCUAUAAACACAGUCAUAACAUGUAUAAUGCUUUGCAAGGAGUCAGUGCUUUAGAGUGUAAAUAAUGGUGUGUGGAGGAAAGUAAAGCCUGGCUAAACACAUACAACUAACAAAACCAAUAUAGACCAAGCUUGUACAUGGUACUCCUCCUCUGCAGAUCUCAAAAUUAAAUACAAAUAGUCUGUAUCAUUAGGUCAUACUCACAGAUGGGAAAGGGAAAAUUAACCAGACCAGGAAAGAGGGAAGUUGAUGCUCUUUGUUGUUAUGUCUGUCCUUGUACUUGAAACUAUAACUACUGUGGUAUUAUUUGAAACACAUUUUGAGGCCAUGUGCUCAUUGUUUGUCCUGGAAGAGUUCUAUUCAAAGCCGCCUUUUCCUGUAUGUUAUAAAACAGUGUUAGAAAAACAUGAAACAACAUAAAAUAUUACACGGUGUCUCUCCUGAGGUGUCCUGGCUGUUGGUGAUCCACUGAUGCGUCGUGGUCUUGGAGGAUGGUGAUGCUGGCAACGGUGACAAGGGGCUGUGCUGUGUGAGCAUCAUUUCAAUCUAGGGGAAAAGCACAUUUCCUAAAGACAAAAAUGUGUUUUUAUUGCACCUGCAUUGCACCUUGUUCUUCCUUGUAAAUAUAACUUGCAGUUGCUCUAAGGUUGUGGUUCUGGCUCCAGUGGUGCAGAAUGUGGGCCUUAAAAUCCUGAAAUCCCGUUUAUAAAUGGAAUUAUGAACAUAACUCCCUCCAAUGUUCUAUGCUUCAUCCUUAUAUUCACUUGGAAUAACUAUUGAAAUGCUGUAAUCCCAACCAUAUGGCUCAGAGCCUCAGAGAAGGCAUUUAGCAGACACCUUUAUCCAGAGAAUUAUGGUUUUACAUAGAUUACCAGUGGCUGGAGAUGCUCUGGGGAAAGAAAGGAGCCCACAUCAGGGGCAGCCUUGACAGAAGGACCCUCUAAAUCUGAUCUGUCCCUUUCCUGUUAAACAGAUCCUGGGCUGGAAUAAACACUUACUGAGCAUGUAAUGAGAUGUCUUUGAACAUUUUUCCCCUAUAUGGCCAGAAAGAUUUACUUAAAAAGCAGUAAACAGAUUUAAAAAGGCUUUAUACAUUGCUAGAAACUAACUUACUGAACUGUUUAAUAUGGACCUUCCGUGAUUUUGUUUGUUUAGAAAACUUUCAUGGGGCUGCAAAGCAUUGUAAUUAUGCCUGGAUCACUUCUGCUUUAUUUUAGGCAGAACCAGACCUAAGACUGGUGUGUCUUACUCCUGAUUUUCACCAAUAUAAAUUAGUUUUAUGGAAUAGCUGAAUUUUUAUGCUGAUGAUUAAAAAGACAAGCUGUCUUCUGAGAAUUGAGUUCAUGCUUUCACAGUUACAAAUGUGUGAUUAUUGGACUGUUGAUUUUUAUAAUAGGUUGGGGGUUUUUUGCAUAGUUGAAUACAAAUUUUGUAAUUUUCUGGUGCAUUUUACCCAUUCCACAAAUUUGUGUUGUAAUUUAACAGUAUCCUAUGAGAGGAUCUAUUACUUCUUGUCAUCCUAAGACUUCUUGGGCAUUUCAAAAGUGGCACCUUGUAAUGUGAAAGCAAUGAGCAAAUAAAAAUUUGCUGGGGCAGCUGGAGGCCCUGUGAUUACUGGGUUGCCAAAUUUGGAGUGAUUCCCGGAAGAGUAGUAGUACAGAGUCUUCAAUAAAUUAGUAAUUUGAUUGACAUAUUCAGUUCAUUAAUAAUAAUUUACUGUGGUUAGCAGAACAUCACAGAAGAACAAAUGCCACACAUAACUGUUACUGCUUCCCCCCCUCCUUUUAGUCAUGUCAGUCACUUAAAUGUACUGAAAUAAAGUCCAGUGCAUUCUCUGCCUUCCUUGGGUGGCAGAACAGGAUUCUUAGUGUGUACCAUUGGCUGGGUAGCAAAAAGAUCCUUUACUUAAGUAAAUUAAUUGCUUCCAAACAAUCCAUCCCUUUGCUUAGCAAAGUCUGAAAUUAGUAAUAAUAUUAAGCUUUGGUUUUGGAGUUGGAAGAUAAGAAUUCUAUAAGCCUCUGAAAUGAUAAAGAGGCAUUCUCAAAUGCAAAGUGUAUUAUCAUGUGUUCCAUUGCCAUAGCCACGAUGAGAUCAGUCUUUGAAGUCAGAAAUUAAAUACCUGAUUGGCACCUGUCUACAUGACAGAUCAAUGAAUGCACCUCCAAGUUCUGACUUUUUUACAGAAUAGUGGGAAGAACCAGAUGACUGGGAAGAUUCAAGCUCAUUUGAGAACAAAGUGGGUUUUUUAAUUAGUUUUUCUAAUAUAAUAAUUCUAAGAAAGAAGAGAAAGAUCAUUGUGUAGGUCUGCCAGGUGAGUGUUGAGAAACCAGGUCUCUUGCCAGAGCCAUGUCUAAAACUAUGUCUAAACUCAUUCAUCAAAUGAAUAAUUUCAAAUCAGCACCGUUGAUACCAAUCUUUCCUCCUAGAAUGAGGAUCUGUAAAUAAGAGGAACUGGAGGUUUCAAAACAAAGUGCCAGAACGUGGACUCAAUGAUCUGAGAGGGCUUUUCCAACCUAAACAAUACUAUGUUUCUGUAACUACUGGAAAAGAAUCUUUCUCGUUUACUGUUUGUGAAGUUAUAAAUGUAUUUGUUUCCGAUUCUCAAAAGAAGAAUUUCAGAUGUGGAAGGUCUUUCCAUUGUAUUCAGAUUUUCUUCUCCCUGCACUUAUAAGAUUCUCUCCUGAUGAGAUAAUAACCACACAGUAGCAAAGCUGGGAUGGCCAUGUAGGAGUAACUAAGCCUCAGGAUAGUCCAGGACACCGUGAGGUGAACUCCAGGCAAAGAGGCUUUUUUAAAUUCAGUGCUACCUGAAAUUCAUCCAGCACGUCCCACUCCUGUAUUUUGAGUUCCCUGCAGGACUGAGGGUAUUUGCAGAUCCAGAAGAGCAUUAUUUCAGGUAUAAGCUGUGGUGGUUUCUCUCAGCUGGCACUGCCCCAGAGCUGUGUUUACAAACACUGUACACAUGACAUAAGCCCAUUAGGUAUCUACUCUUUAUUUUUGCACAGUAAUAACACACACAUGUCUUUAGCUUUGUCUCGUACAACAAAGGGAACAAAAUGUGUUUCUGAUUAUGCAAUAGAUAUGGAGUCAAGGGAAACCCAGCAUUCCCAGACCAUAACCAAUGGAAAUUCUGAAAGGCUCUCCUGCCCUUUGCAGCCUCAACACGUUGAAACCUCUUGUGUAUUUUGUAUUAGCAUGUGUUGUACAAUAAUUAACUUAUUAUAUGACUCCUAAGGGACAAGUGAUUAUGGUUUAUUUCCAGAUGACUCAUGAGCAAGUCUGCAGAAAGAGAGUUUGUGCUGCUCAGAAGAUAGGAAAAUGAAAUGGUUAGUGUUGCUGAUGAUCCCAGUUCUGGCUGCUGAGCUCAGGCACCGUGCGAAGGCGCUGGAAACUCAUCAGCUUCAGUGCAACGUCCUGUCGAGACCUUGAAAAUGCUUAAGCUCUGCUCCCAGAGCAUUUGAGUUAGGACUACAAAUUACAGCAAAGAGCCAGGCAGUGAUCCUGCUCUGGGUGAACAGUAUAUGCAUAUAUGGGAAGAAAAAAAAUCAUUUAAACCCAGUAUCAUGACACCACAUUUUUUAUUUUCUCAUGAUCUCUGAGUGAAUGAAGCAAAGUGGGAAACUCAGCCAGCUCCUGCAGUGUGACAGAAGAUGCAAAAAAAGGCAGUUCUUUACAUAAGCCUUGGACAUUCUUAUGGAUGCUACAAGUUUCUGAGCCCGACAGGUACUGAGGGCAAGGUGGCCUUGGUUUCACCCAGAAGAGCCAUUCCUUCCCCCAGUUGUAUUAACAGAGCAUUUGGGAGGAAAAAGAGACUUGGGGUCACCUUCAGCAAAGACAUCAGUGGCUUAGUCUUGUCCUGAGUAGAUCAGCUAGGAAAAACAUGCCAAACCUCUCAUUUGUUUUUAAUAGAUUAUAUGCACAUAAUCAAAUUUCUGAUUUAUUGAGUCCAAGCACUUAAAAUGAUGCUCGAGUUGGCUCUGUCCUGGUUAUAAGGGGCCCUCCCAGCUGGAUGUGAUAGAAGGAGAAGACAGAUGAUAUCUGACAUUGCUGUGAGUCUGCCAGAAUUAAUUUACCCCUUCCAAAAUCCUGAGCUGGCCUUUGAACAUUUGAACGAGCAGAUUGAAUUAGAGAUUGCAGGAGUGAUUAUGGCAGUUAGGGUUUGUGUCGUGAGGCUUUGAGUUUUUGAUGGCAUUAAACAGUCUUAACAAAAUAAAAUAUUUAGUGUGACUUUGCGUACAAUGACAGAUUUUUAGGGAGCUUCCUCUCAUGAAGUAGUUCUGUGUCCAAUUGCAAAGAACACAAUUAAAUUUGUCAUUCCUUGUAGCAUUUCAGGCUGGAAACUCUGUGACAGCCCAUAAAAGUGACUAUUUUAUAGCAUUGAUUUUGAUCUUGGUGCCUAUAUAUUGAUGUUUCUAACCCCCAUCUUCUUGGGAGUCCUGCUACAGCAGAAUGGGAUGGUAAAAUAUUUAGUUCACUAGAAGUCAAUUUAAUUCAUUUGGAGGAAAUAAAAAAAAUGCAAACAGCUAAAACCAAACCCCAAGUUCAGCAGCAAAUUAUUCUGAAAAACAGACUUAGAAUUCAAAGAUAGAAUUCAAAGAUCCAGAAAAAACUUCUAACUUUUUCAAGAAUAGAGUCCUUAUGUUGAUAUUGCUUUCUCAGUGAACAGGUGUUCACUGAGGUCACUUUUCCACAGCUGAGAUUUGCAAAGGAAUUCUCCAGGUAGGUACCUCAUCAGGGGCCAGGCUUUGAAACUGUGAUGGAUUUUUGAGACAAAGGAGAUAUUUUCAAAUCUUGACACAUCUUUUGGCUUAAAAUGAAAGCUAAGCAUUUCAGAAAACAAUCGUAGUAGAACGCUGCAAAACCAAGCCCAUUGUACUAAACCCCAGCCAUCAGAUAUGAGACAUUUUUAAUUCUUGCAUGCAAAAGAAAGGCGUGAGGCACUGAUCAGUUUGUUGACUAUGAAGCCAGAAACUCGUGGGUAUAAACCUUUAUCUCUGUGCUACAGCUCAGCUUACAACAUCCUCCAGGUUUACCACAAGGAAAUUUAGCUUUAAAGCAUCAGUGGUGAGUCCAUUCUUAUCAGCAUCUUUGAGGAGAGGGAAUUAAAGUUUAAAGAGCGCUUAGCAGAUUUGAGUGCUAACAAACAUUAAUUCGUUUUUCCAUGAGAAUGUGCUGUGUUUAGUAAAGCAAGCCAUGCUUUGAGGUUUGGAGUUGUCAGGAAGGUGUGACAGUGUGUGACCUCUGGCCAGCUUGCUCUGACAGGUGAGCAGCUGCUCAGGGUCUCAGUUACAAGGCCAACUAAGAUGACCAGGGAGGAGACACUGGACAGCUCAUUAUUUGACAACACAUAUUUAGCCUAAUUAUAAGCAAAUUCUAAACAUGACAUUUUAAAGGGAAGAAUUGAUUCAUGCAGAUUUUCCAAAAGUAAUCUAAUGAUAAAGUAUAAAUAAAACUUCAAUUAUUUAUUCAUAAUCAGUCUAAUGAACACUUUUUAGAGUGCUCCAGGACACCUGUGUGAUGUUUGGCUUAUCAUUCCCCUUUCCAGAAAUGUUUGAGAGGAGUUGACAGUGUUGGUGUACAAUCAUUCAGCAAGGCCAAUUAUGCCUUAUUUGUCAAUUAUUAACUUAGUUGCCCAAUGGCAAGGGGCUGACAGGUUUUCUAAAUUAUAUCUAUGAAAGAAAUGUACUUUUUUCCAUCUCAAAAUAAAACGCUCCCUUUCUAAAUCUUCUCCUCCAAGAUACACUUAACAUCUUGAAAAGAUACCUGAACCUAAUAAAAAAAAAUUUUGUUCCUAUUUUUAAAUAUUAACUUGAUCAAGGGCACACUGCAGGUAUUUUGAUCACCUGAUAGAGUAGCAGCUUAUCAGUGCUGUUGUGAAACAGCCCUAAAACUUGCCAGACACUUAUGGUGCU
Messenger RNA from Neopelma chrysocephalum (saffron-crested tyrant-manakin), 8710 nucleotides. It is a transcript of the gene FGGY, whose product is annotated as FGGY carbohydrate kinase domain containing. Gene Ontology annotation, biological process: carbohydrate metabolic process. The coding region runs from base 139 to 2118 and encodes 659 amino acids. NCBI's taxonomy places the organism in Eukaryota, Metazoa, Chordata, Aves, Passeriformes, Pipridae. Gene Ontology annotation, molecular function: phosphotransferase activity, alcohol group as acceptor; kinase activity. The transcript has 17 exons. The record is from RefSeq and is a predicted model, not a curated record.